Molecule: messenger RNA, 1146 nt
Organism: Penicillium salamii
Lineage: Eukaryota; Fungi; Ascomycota; Eurotiomycetes; Eurotiales; Aspergillaceae
Source: the annotation of a GenBank genome assembly
AUGAUUGCCGCAGAGCCCCGCACUCUACCAGACGGCGAAUCCCCGGACCUAAUCCUAGUCCCAGCCACUCCCUCAGAGCGAAUAGCCUCAAUUAAGCUAAAUAGCAGAGAAUGGAGAGGUCCCUUGGACCUGGAAACCUACAUAGCUCGCGAGAACCAUCUUCUCACGCAGCGCCUGACCCGCGACGGUCUAACAUGCUGGGUCCUGGUAUCCCGGCACGAAGCCGAGGAUAACCGCACGAUUCUGAGUGCGUGUGAAUCCUACCGCAAGACUGCGUUGCUGGCGCAUGGAGGGGUUGUGGAGAAGGUUGCUACGCAUGGGGUUGGGAGUGUUUUUUCACGACCGGAGUUCCGGGGGAAGGGGUAUGCGAAGAGGAUGAUGGAGGAGUUGAGUACAAAGCUGGAGACCUGGGAGAUGGAGAAGGAGAAAAGGGGGAGGUCUGUGUUUACGGUGCUGUUUUCGGAUAUUGGGAAGAAGUUCUAUGCGCAGUUUGGCUGGAGGCCUUUUGCGUCGUCGCAUUUGUCGGUGGCUGCUAAGGAAGGUGGGGAUACGGGUGCUAGGGAAUUAUUUGCCGAGGAUGUGCAGAAGAAUUUGUGCAGUGAGGAGGUGUUGGGGAAAUUGCACGAUCGGAUGCUGGCUGCGUCGCAGAAGUCGGCUGUGGCUAAGAUUGCUAUUGUGCCUAAUUUUGAUCAUUUCCUCUGGCAUUGGGCGCGCGAGGAAUUCUAUGCUGAGAAUUUGUUCCCGGGGCGCUCUCCCCCGGUUGUCAAGGGCGCGAGCGUUGACAAGGCUGGAGUUUAUUGCGCCUGGAAUCGGGUCUUUGACGAUGUUCCCGAAGACAAUAUACUUUACAUUCUUCGGUGGGUGUAUGAGGAACCAACAUCACCAACUGAAGAGCAGACCACCAUCCAGGCCAUGGCUGCUAUCUUGCGACGAGCCCAACACGAGGCACACGAGUGGAAUAUGCACAAGGUUGUUUUCUGGAAUCCAACUCCUUUGCUACAGAAGGCAAUGGCGUUGGUGGACCCGACCUCGGAGCUUGUGCAUCGCGAGAAGGAUAGCGUUGCUAGCUUGCGGUGGACAGGCGAGGCUGAAGGACUGGGCGAAGACGUCGAAUGGUGGUUGAACGAGAAGUACGCCUGGUGUUGA